GUCACUGUGCGCAAAGGGAAACAGAAAAGUUCCACAAGAGGACUCACUCUGGAUCUUUUCAGGAUAAUAAUGAACUAUACGACGCUUAUGUAUGUACAAGUUCAAAAUACGGACUUUUGACUUCACUUUGGACUGGAGCCACGUUUUAAAAUUUACUGCAGUUCGCACAGACAUUCUACAAAUCUCGCUGCUCUACUGCGAUGUUUAAAAGAAACCAAGUCAUUUAGAAAGGUCUUUGUGUGAUGGCUGAUGUGACACUUCCAGGGUGAGCAGCUCCUGUUUUCAGUGCUGUGACGCCCUCUGCUGUGUGGCUGAGGGAGAUUCAGGACUGGGAAAGCAAGGAUGGAGAAUGUUAUCAAGGAGGGGAUGAACACUGUCAUCAUCAACCACUACAACCACUCGGGGAAGUUGGACCGACCUCGUAACGGGGGCGUCUGCAAGACGGUGUUGCUGCUAAUCAUCUGCAUGCUCAUCAUUCUGGAGAACAUAAUGGUUCUGCUCGCUAUCUGGAGGAACAAGCGCUUCCACAGCCGAAUGUACCUGCUCAUUGGAAACCUGGCGUUGUCUGACCUUCUGGCUGGUGUGGCCUAUGUGGUAAAUAUCUUCACCUCGGGGAGUAAGACCUUCUACCUGACGCCAGAGCAAUGGCUGGCUAGAGAGGGAAGCAUGUUUGUGGCCCUCAGCGCCUCCACCUGCAGUCUCCUGGCCAUUGGCAUUGAGAGGCACAUGACAAUGGUGCGUCUGCGGCCCAAUGAAACAACCGGACGAGGAAGACUCCUGGUAAUGCUGGCAGCAUGCUGGGUUGUGUCUGUGCUCCUCGGGGCCCUGCCCAGUCUGGGCUGGAACUGCCUGAACAAUCUGGAUUCCUGCUCCACAGUUCUGCCAUUGUACGCUGAAAGUUACAUUGCCUUCUGCAUUAGUGUUUUCAGCGCGCUGCUGGUUGCUAUUAUCAUUCUCUACAUAAGGAUUUACCGUCUGGUGACCUCCAGCGGCCGCAGGGUGAGCAGCCGGCCUUCAGACUGCUCUCUGGUCCUGCUGCGGACGGUUGUGAUUGUUCUUGGGGUGUUUGUCGUUUGCUGGACCCCCUUAUUCGUUCUGCUCCUGCUCGAUGUCGGUUGCAGCCCGCAAAGGUGCGAGGUCCUCUACCAGGUAGACUGGUUCAUCACCCUGGCCGUGCUCAACUCUGCCCUCAACCCUCUGAUAUACACUCUGUCCAGCAGGGAGAUGAGAGGAGCUUUCUAUAAUUUACUCUGCUGCUCUCAAACCAGCAUGGAGCCAUGUGGGUCUCCUGCACUGGGUAACCCUCCUCUGGGCACCAUUAUCCCCACAGUGGAAAACAGCAGGACCAGUUUGGGUGGAGGUGGAGGCAGUGGGACCUGCAAGUCCGCUCUAAAGAUUCCUGGACCAACAAACUCCGACAAUAAACAUGCAGAUCCUUCUCCCACUACAGUGCUUCACCCGCCUGGGCCGGCGGACCUGCUCUCAGCUGUGCUUGUGAAGGCGGGGGCACUGCCGUCCCUCAGCAAGUUCUGAGUGGUGUCACCUAAAAAAAUAGUCUAGUAUCAGACAUUACUUCACUACCAGCCACUUUUUGUUUGUUUACUAUUGCUCAUGUAGCUUAUGAAACUUAGUUCGAACGGAGAAAAUCACGACAGUUACUUCUGCUCAGACUACAAUAAAAAGCCCUAUAGGUCACUACUAACACACAUGGUAAUAAAUAUCAAAAACCAAAACAGUGAACAAAAUAUAAGUUUGAUUUUCACAGUUAUUAACCCUCUAUGGCAUGACUUUUUAUUUUUGUGGGGAAGACAUAUUUUCCUGCAUUCUUUGGGAGC
This is a messenger RNA of Xiphophorus maculatus (southern platyfish), 1835 nucleotides long. It is a transcript of the gene s1pr3a, whose product is annotated as sphingosine 1-phosphate receptor 3-like. Gene Ontology annotation, molecular function: sphingosine-1-phosphate receptor activity. The record is from RefSeq and is a predicted model, not a curated record. Bases 343 to 1533 code for a protein of 396 amino acids. Gene Ontology annotation, biological process: G protein-coupled receptor signaling pathway. The transcript has 2 exons. Lineage: Eukaryota; Metazoa; Chordata; Actinopteri; Cyprinodontiformes; Poeciliidae. Gene Ontology annotation, cellular component: membrane.